Mesorhabditis spiculigera is the source of this 510-nucleotide messenger RNA. Lineage: Eukaryota; Metazoa; Nematoda; Chromadorea; Rhabditida; Rhabditidae. The record is from the annotation of a GenBank genome assembly.
AUGCAGGAGCGCUUCAAACGCUUGCAAUCGGUGGAGAACUUUGAGAGCUCGAUGAAACAAGGUGGCUUUGGCGGUCUGCCAGCGCCAUUCAACAACUUGAGCUCCACCGAUUUGGCCGCCUUCGCGGCCAUCAUCAAGAACACGACCCUCAGCUUCAACGAGAAGGUCACCGCCGUCACCGCCUUGGCUCAGGGCUAUGGAGAUGAAUAUGUUGCGGCCGUCCAAAACUUCACUCAAACAUACGAGGACCGUCAAGCUGAGCUUGCCGCCAACGUGACGGAGACGCUCAAGGAGCUGCAGAGCGCUGUGCCAACCCUGCUCACCCUUCUCCAGAACCGCGAUCUUAGCCAGGAUUCGCUCAAGAACCAGACCAUGGCUCUGAUCGAUGGACUUGAGAGCCCAAUGGCCAAGCAGGCUUUGGGUAUGUUGGCCAUGGCCGGAGCCAUGGGACCAGGCAGCUUUGUCCGACGUGGACUCCCAAUCCAGCCCGUCGGCACCACACAAACCGCC